GAUGAUUCAGCAUUACCUUCACUUCCGCGUCCGUCGUUUCCAAUGAGCACCGCCCAGGAAAUUGCCCAGCUUCCUCAACGACCAGAGGCUCCUCAACAGACCAGUCAAUUUCGACUUUCCAGGCCUCAGAUCGUUGGGCCAGAUGCUCCCGAAUCACCAUUCCCGAUUCUGUUAUCGGGACCCGUGCAAAAAGGUUUUGGGCGAGGUAGCAAAGAUCUCGGUUGUCCCACUGCCAAUCUACCCGACGAGUCAUUCACCCCCAUGAGUUCUGUAACCAAGACAGGCAUCUACUAUGGAUAUGCACAAGUCCUGCCUCAAACAGAGAGCAAGCUUAGUGCGGAAGACAUAAAAGUACACCCAAUGGUCAUGAGUCUAGGCUGGAAUCCUCAUUACAACAACGAGAAACUCACGGCGGAAAUCCACAUCAUGCAUGACUUUGCCUCGGAUUUUUAUGGCUAUGAGAUGAAGGCGGUUGUUCUCGGGUACAUUCGACCCGAGUUACGCUACACAUCGCGCGAGGCGUUGAUAGACGACAUUGAAGUCGACAAACAGGUCGCGUUGAAUUCGUUGGAUAGACCCGGGUAUAGUAAAUUUAGUGAGGAUGCGCAUUUCAAUUAG
Mycena indigotica is the source of this 618-nucleotide messenger RNA. Its product is annotated as Flavokinase domain-containing protein. Gene Ontology annotation, cellular component: mitochondrion. The transcript is spliced from 4 exons. Bases 43 to 618 code for a protein of 191 amino acids. Lineage: Eukaryota; Fungi; Basidiomycota; Agaricomycetes; Agaricales; Mycenaceae. Gene Ontology annotation, biological process: riboflavin biosynthetic process; FMN biosynthetic process. Gene Ontology annotation, molecular function: riboflavin kinase activity. The record is from RefSeq and is a predicted model, not a curated record.